Messenger RNA from Panicum hallii, 718 nucleotides. RefSeq lists its product as uncharacterized. NCBI's taxonomy places the organism in Eukaryota, Viridiplantae, Streptophyta, Magnoliopsida, Poales, Poaceae. The transcript is spliced from 2 exons. The record is from RefSeq and is a predicted model, not a curated record. The coding region runs from base 112 to 531 and encodes 139 amino acids.
AAAAGAACAAGAAACUAGAACCUAAACGAGCGGUCAGCGAGACGGGGAGGAAAGGUGUAGAGCCAUAGAGGAGCAUCCCGUGGCGGCGGCGGCGGCGGCGUCCGGUGGGAGAUGUCGAUCCUGUGGGAGAAGAGCGCUGGGUGGCGGUGGCUGGUGCGGCGGACGCGGGACUCGAAGCCCUUCUUCUUCACCUUCGCGGCGCUGUGCGGCGUCGUCCCCGGCGUGAUCGGCUACGGCGUGAUGCAGCUCACCAGCUCCCGCAACGAGCAGCUCGAGGCCCACCUCCGCUCCACCGCCCGACCCGAUACCACGAUGAUGGGGCAAGUGAACAGGGAGAGACUGGCCGAGUUUCUUGGCGAGCUGCAAAGGAAAGAGGACACGAACGACAGAUACGUCGCCGCUCUGAAAGGGGAGACGCUGACCAGGAAACGCUACGAGCGCAUCCAGCCCGUGCCUGCCCCCGCCCAGGCCGCCCAAGCGAGCCAGGAGGCCGCCAAGGCUGCCAGUGCUGAGGAGAAACCCAAGGCCUAGUGAUUCGCAGUUAGUGUUACUAGAAAAUCUCUGAGCAUAACCGGGCUUCAGCUCCGUGAGUAGUCAGAGCUUGCAAACGUCGCCAUUGCGGAAUCCUUGAGUAAACGCUGCUGUGGACCGUCGCUUGUGAUGUGGAUUGCUUUUGAGUUUUGACUGAAGAGAGUAGAAUAUCUGGGAUGCCCGUGCA